Molecule: messenger RNA, 422 nt
Organism: Cylicostephanus goldi
Lineage: Eukaryota; Metazoa; Nematoda; Chromadorea; Rhabditida; Strongylidae
Source: the annotation of a GenBank genome assembly
AUGGUCUCAUGUAAAGUGAAAGAUUACGAUGGAGCCGCCAGCGAUGUGAAAGUCGAAUGGUAUAAGGACGGAAGCGUAGUUUCACGCCUCGGAAGCAUCAUGACCAUCUACAAAACUUAUGCCAAUCAACUCUUAAUAAAUCGACCGAAAAUUAGUGACAGCGGAGAAUACGUGUGCAAAGCCGAGGUGAAUGGCGAAGAGCAAGAGACGACCGUACGGAUCAGCUUUGCCGACCCUCCCAAAUUCAUCAGUCCUCAAACUGAACAGCAUCCAGAGGAAGGUUCUACAGCUGAAAUUGUUUGCUUAGUGGAAGGAACGGAGAAACUAGAAGUGUUUUGGCAAUUCAAUGGUACUAUUCUCGAAGAAGGUAAGAUUUUCUUUUGUUUUUGCUUUCGUUUUUAUGGUCAAAUAGUGGAAUAGUA